Molecule: messenger RNA, 2094 nt
Organism: Penicillium diatomitis
Lineage: Eukaryota; Fungi; Ascomycota; Eurotiomycetes; Eurotiales; Aspergillaceae
Product: carbohydrate-binding module family 48 protein
Exons: 3
Coding region: 1-2094 (697 amino acids)
Source: RefSeq, a predicted model, not a curated record
AUGGGGACUUUUACCUUCAAAUGGCCUCAUAGCGCCAGCGAGGUGUUCGUGACCGGCACUUUUGAUGAUUGGGGUAAAACGGUGAAAUUGGACCGUGUGGGUGACGUCUUCAUGAAGGAGGUCUCUCUGCCCGCAGAUAAGAAAGUGCAAUACAAGUUUGUUGUUGACGGCACUUGGACGACCGACAGCCACGCGCGAGAAGAAAACGACGGACACGACAACAUCAACAACGUGCUCUUGCCUGAGGAUAUUCAGGCGCAAAGCUCGACCGAAAACCACACUCCGAAGGCUCUCGGCGACAACCUGAACUCCACCGCACCCGCCAUUAUGUCAGGUGUCACUCCCGAUUCCACCACGGCUGCGCUUGCCGCCGAGGUUCCCAAGGAAGAGUCCAAUAGUGGUCUCCCCGGUGCCUUCCCCGAGACCCCCGUUCAGGAGACUGAGAAAUUGCUUUCCGUGAACCCCAUUCCUGCCUCUGGUGGCCUGGGAAAUCCCAUCACAUUGCAACCCGGCGAGAAGGUCCCGGAACCCAGCUCCAUUCACACCAACACCGUGGACUCAACCGUGAAGCUGGACAAGGAAUCCUACGAAAAGAGUGAUAGUCUGCCCUUGGGUAGCUCCGGCCUUCCCGGUUCCAGCGCCGCCACUGAAACCUCUGCUCUGCCUGCUGAUACGACUCACCUCAUCCCCGAGUCGAGUCUCCCCAUGGGUGGCCCCGCUCAACAGGCGGCCAUGGCCGAUUUGAAUUACACCAUGCAGUCAGCGGCACCAACCUCUACCACUGCUGCCUUGGCAGCGGAGGUCCCUCUUGAGGAGUCCAAGCUUUCCAAUGGCACCGCCGCACCGGCCGCGGAUGUGCCCGAGGUGGUGAAAGAAUCGAUUGGCGAAUCGCACGAAAGCCCGGAGGCAGCCGCGAAUGAGGAGGCUGUGCUGGAGAAGAAGAGACUGGAGGAGGAAUUGCAGAAGCGUGUGUCAGUCGAGCAAUCCACCGGCGCCCAUGCACCGACCACUGUCGCCAAAGACGUCCCCGAGAUCGUAAAGGAGUCGAUCGCCCAAUCCCAUCAGCUUCCGGGAGCGGCUGGGGACGAUGAAAUUGUGAAGGAGAAGCUCACGAUGGAGGAUGAGUUGCAUCAGCGCGUUUCCGUCGAACAAUCCACCGGCGCUCCUGCACCAACCACUGCCGCGAAAGACGCCCCCGAGAUUGUGAAGGAGUCGAUCGCCGAAUCCCACCAGCUCCCUGGGGCCGCAGGAAAUGAGGAGGCCGUGAAGGAGAAACUGAGAAUGGAGGAUGAGUUGCAAAAGCGUGUGUCCGUUGAGCAGUCGGCUGGUGCUGCUGCACCUAUUGUCACCGCGGCUGCUGCUUCUAGCGCUGCAGAGCCCGCCAAAGGUGUCCCCGAGGUUGUGAAGGAGUCUAUUGCUGAAUCCAGCCAGGGGCCCGAAGCCGCCGCCAACCGAGAGGCCGUGACUGAGAAGCAGGCCAUGGAGAGCGAGCUGCGGAAGACUAUCCCCGUCGAACAAUCGACCGGUACUCCUGCACCAGCCAUUGCAGCGACUACGGCUACGGCCACCAGCGCUACAGAGCCCGCCAAGGAUGUCCCCGAGGUCGUGAAGGAGUCUAUUGCUGAAUCCAGCCAGGGGCCCGAAGCCGCCGCCAAUCGAGAGGCCGUCGCCGAGAAGCAGGCCAUGGAAAGCGAACUGCAGAAGACUGUCCCCGUUGUCGAGACUGCUGGUGCUCCUGCACCCGCCACUACCGCCGCGACCCAGGCUGUCGCUCCUGGCGCUGGCUCCCUGUCUGUUCCUCCAGUGGAUUCCUCGAAUGUCUCCCCCACCUCGACCCCUCCCCCUGGUCGCGCUGCUCCCACCUCGGCUGCGCCCGUCUCCGCUCCCCAGUCUACUCAAACACAGGAGGCCCCCAUCGUGACCACUGGUGUGGAGUCAUCUGAGGCCGCGGCCAAGUCUACUCCCAGCAAGCCCACGGAUUCUGCGCAGCAGUCUGCCAAGACCUCUGGCUCUGGUGAACUUCACCCGAAGGAUGACAAGAAAAAGAAGCGUCUCAGUGGGUUCUUCUCAAAGCUGAAGGAGAAGCUGAAGUAG